Molecule: messenger RNA, 1829 nt
Organism: Lontra canadensis (Northern American river otter)
Lineage: Eukaryota; Metazoa; Chordata; Mammalia; Carnivora; Mustelidae
Gene: CCDC192
Product: coiled-coil domain containing 192
Exons: 7
Coding region: 420-1250 (276 amino acids)
Source: RefSeq, a predicted model, not a curated record
GAGCCUGGGGCAGAAACUACUGCCAGCCUGCAAACCGACCCAUUUCUGUGGAUGCAACCCUCUUCGACCAGCAGCAUGACUGUCAGCACUGGUUCCAGAAGCAAGCAGGCCAUGGCUUGAGCAUAAAACCACUGCUUCUGGCCUGCUUUGAAUGUGUUUUCUAGAAAUGAUGAAUCUGUGGUGGUUCUACAUGAAUACUCAUGAUUGGAUCUGAUUUGUGAGAUGUUUUGAAGGGUUACUGUGGCUUUGUAAUUGAGAUUUUUUUUUCUUCCCCUUGGGAAGUAACUGUUCUUCCCACAACCAUUGUUGUUACCUAGCAACAGGGAACAGCAGACCAGUCACAGGGAUUCUGAAGCUAAGGAAUGGGGAUAGUUGAUGUCUGUCCCAUGGACGGGGUACAUCAGUGGGCCUGACUUGAGAUGGGAGAAUGUUAUAGCAAGAAAUCUGUGGCCCCAGGGUCUGAAACCCUGGAGAGAAUCAGCACCACGUCUACAAGUUCAGAGUCAAAUAUACAACAAAGGAACAAAAAACCGAAAGAGUCCCUGGAAACUGGACAGAUGGCAUUUACUUUGGCUCAACUUGAGGCCUUGGAGAUUUGCCUGAAGGAAGCAGAAGAAAAGGCUAAAUCCUUAUCUGAACAGCUUGCAGCCUCUGAAGGAACAAAAGCAAAACUACUUGAGCAAGUUUCCUGGCUAGAGGAAAAACUAGAGACUCUGACCCAUAAGGAAGACAGUGGGGAACCAUUUGAAAAAAUGGUUCUUGCAAAAGACCAGUGCAUUGAGAAAUUACAAGCUGAAGUGAAAGCUUCCCAAGAGCAACUUACAGCCCAUAAACUAAAGCACAAAAGGAAACUGAAAAAGCUGCAAACUGAUUUGGCAACAGCUAAGCAAGAGGCUGCCAUCACAAUCCUGGAGCUCAAUGAGAAGAUAAGGACUCUAUGUGAAGGGAAGCCAGCCCCUAGAGAAGACAAUGCUCGGGAAGAGUCCUGUGGUGGUCUCCCGCCUGUGGAAGAAGGUGAUCGAAAAAUUAACCUGAUUAUGGAGUUGUCGACACAGGUUUCCCUUCAGACUGAGAAGAUCACCCAGCUGGAAGAUGUUUUAGAGGAAAAGGAAAGGAAAAUUCAGCAGCUGGAAGCUGAGCGGGGAUCCCAGCCCUUCCAAGAAGUUGAGGACACUCCAGAAUGUUUACAAGAAGCCCCAAUUUUCUUUAAUAAUAGUGUCACCCCCGUGGUCUCUGAUGAAGAUAUGUAAGGAUUCCUAGUAAGAAAAAAUAAAUGUUUAUUAAGUGUCGCCAGCGCAAAGUCCAGAACCCAGCUAGUCUCCCCAGUAGCAAACUCAAGUUCAAGAUGAUGGAUUUGAAUAGAUCCCAUAACUUUUGUAUUGGAAGGAAACAAAACAAAGGGGAUUCUUUAGGAGUAAUUCCUGAAUACUUCCCCUUCAGACAUCAGCCAUCAGGUAACCUAUACACUUGCAGAAUACUGUUUUUAGAUAUCCCAGAUAACCAUGGGACAAAGAAAAACACGCAGCUAGACUGACGGUCAAAGAACAUAGUAUCAUUGUCUUAUCAGAGGUUUGUCACAUUGCAAGGUGGCACCAUACCUGUAUCCAUAAGCAGCUCACCUGUGGACAGAAAACUGUCAUGGAAGGCAAGCUUCAAACUGGGGAAAAUGGGGGUACGGAAGAGUAGAAUCAUUGCCAGCAGAGUAAACAGCCAUGAGGUCUGUUUUUUCAUGUCCUCUAGACUAUAUUUCUUUAUGGCAUGUCUCUUAUUAGCAUUUAGCGAGCAGAGAAGUGAAAUAAAAUUAAAGCAAUAAAAAUAAAUAAAGAAUG